AUACAUUUCAGGACAAUAGCAGCUCAACUAAAGGAAGGCACAACGAUUAUUCCACGCAGUUACGACUCAGUCACUGUCGCGUUCUGUCAAAUUGUUGAUUUUGGUGUACUUAUGGGUAAAUGUACGCCUGAUCAAGUGAUCGCGUUUUUGAAUGACGUCUUCACGACGUUCGAUGAAGUGAUCGGAAAGCAUGAUGCGUACAAAGUUGAAACAACCGGUGAAACUUAUAUGGUAGCGUCAGGUGUACCGAGCGAGAAUGAAGGUCGUCACGUUUUCGAAAUAUCUGAAAUUGCACUCGAAAUCCGAAAGGUACGUCUUUAA
Molecule: messenger RNA, 321 nt
Organism: Anisakis simplex (herring worm)
Lineage: Eukaryota; Metazoa; Nematoda; Chromadorea; Rhabditida; Anisakidae
Source: the annotation of a GenBank genome assembly